AUGCCACGAGGAUCGUCGCGGGCCGCUCCGGCCUCGCCGCAAGCGCCUGAGGCGGCGCCAAAGCGACGCGCCUCAACUAGGUUGUCUACUUCGCAGCCCGAGAUCAAGAGGGUCAAGUCCAACGCCUCCUUGCCGGGAAAACCGGUUAAGUCCACGGCAAAGAAGAGCAAGUACUUUGAACCCGAGAGCUCCGAGGAACCUAGUUCGCCGUCUAGCGAGUCCGGUGGAGACGAAUCGGACUCCGCGUAUGAAGAAGACAAGGCCUUCGAUGUGUCGUCAGAGCACGACUCGGUGCCAGACGAGCCUAGCGAAAGCGAGGAAGACUCGAAGAAGUCUCAUCCAAAGGGUAGGCGGGCACGCACGGCCACGACGGAUAAGGAGCUUCUCAAGGGUAAAGAGCUCUGGCGCGAGGGCGUGCGAACGGGCUUGGGACCCGGAAAGGAGGUGUUUAUCCCCAAGCCCAAGGCGCGAGAUCCCGGCAACGUGCCAUACCGGGAUGAAAGGCUGCAUCCCAACACCAAGCUGUUCCUGCAGGAUUUGGCGAAGAACAACGAUCGCGAAUGGUUCAAAGGUAAGGCCAAGGCAAGCCAUCACCACUGCAUCGCCAAGCGCUUGCUCGCCAGAGCGCGAUUGCCAGACAAGAUCAUGCUGACGGUUCCACCCACAGCGCACGACCCUGAUUACCGCGCGGCAAAGAAGGACUUUGAGACCUUCGUUGAGACUUUGACCACGAAGAUCGCGGAGAAGGAUAGUACUAUUCCUGAACUGCCGGUCAAAGAUCUGGUAUUUCGUAUCCACCGCGAUAUUCGCUUUAGUAAGAAUCCACUUCCGUACAAGAUUCAUUUCUCGGCUGCGUGGUCCCGUACUGGCAAGAAGGGCCCUUAUGCAGCGUACUAUGUCCAUUUCCAACCUGGUGCUUGUUUUGUCGGCUGCGGCCUCUGGCACCCAGAGGCUGAUCAAUUGGCGACACUUCGAGAGGACAUCGACGAGAAUGCAGAUCAAUGGAAGGCGGUUCUCCGGGCGCCGGCCUUGCGCCGCGAUUUUCUGAACGGAGCGUCCGAUGACGACGAAGCGGUCGUGAAAGCUUUGGCUCAUGCCAAUAAGGAAUCGGCCCUGAAAACCAAGCCAAAGGGCUACGAUGCCGACAACGACAACAUCCAAUUGCUCCGACUACGCAGCUUCACUCUCGGACGGCCCGUCUCGGACGCAGAAAUGCUGGCUGCGGAUGCGCAGGACCGGAUCGUCGCGCUGGUUGAAGUCAUGGAGCCCUUCGUAAGUGUACACCGGCCCAAACCCAACUCAAUUCCCAUCACGCCGAAACCCCCCUCUUCUCUGUUUCCCCUCUCUUGA
This is a messenger RNA of Penicillium daleae, 1350 nucleotides long. RefSeq names its product DUF2461 domain-containing protein. Bases 1 to 1350 code for a protein of 449 amino acids. The record is from RefSeq and is a predicted model, not a curated record. The transcript has 6 exons. Lineage: Eukaryota; Fungi; Ascomycota; Eurotiomycetes; Eurotiales; Aspergillaceae.